Kalmanozyma brasiliensis GHG001 is the source of this 1908-nucleotide messenger RNA. RefSeq names its product Actin-binding, cofilin/tropomyosin type. Gene Ontology annotation, cellular component: actin filament; plasma membrane; site of polarized growth. The record is from RefSeq and is a predicted model, not a curated record. Gene Ontology annotation, biological process: regulation of actin filament polymerization. Lineage: Eukaryota; Fungi; Basidiomycota; Ustilaginomycetes; Ustilaginales. Bases 1 to 1908 code for a protein of 635 amino acids. Gene Ontology annotation, molecular function: actin filament binding. The transcript has a single exon.
AUGUCGCUCAACGUCAAUCUCUCCUCGGCGGCCAUCCGCGACGCUUACGAAAAGGUGCUCGACGGCGCCAAGGACUACCUCGUGCUCACCUACGAAAAGGCCUCGAACGAUCUUCGCGUCCAAGUGGUCGAGAAUGGCGACCUUGACGAUCUCAACGAAGAGUUCUCGGAUGGCCGAAUCCAGUACGCCUUCACUCGAGUCAAUGAUGCCAACACGCAGCUGCCCAAGUUUGCGCUCAUCAACUGGUGCGGUGAAGGUGUGCCCGAAAACCGCAAGGGUCUGUUUGCGACCCACUCGUCGGCCGUGGCUCAGUACCUGAAAGCGUACCACGUCAGCAUCAAUGCGAGAUCGGAAGGCGAUGUGGAUCCCAAGCUGAUCAUGCGCAGGAUCGCAGAGUCGUCCGGCGCCAACUACUCGGCGGCUGGCAAGGCGGCUAACACGCACUCGGGUGGUCCCAUCGGAUCCGUCGGUACGAGCUACAAGCCGAUUGGGACGCCUGACAUUCGAGGCAUGCAGAAGACGGCGCCGAAGGACACCAUUGCUCCAGUUGGAUCCAACUAUGCUCCCAAGAAAGACGAGCUGCAGCAGAUUCGUUCGGGUUCCGCACCAGCACCGCAGAUGCCUAGCGCCCCUCGUGUCAGCGCCCCGGCCUUCGACUCUGCACCGAAGCCCGCGGCUCCUGCUGCGCCUGCUGCUCCAUCGACACCAGCCGCACCGACUCCCAAGCCCGCCCCUAAGCCUGCAUCGAUCCCGCCCGCUCCUCGUCCAGAAGCGUCGUCGGCCCCACCGAAGCCAGCCGAAGACGACCGUAUCCAGCCCGUCGGCACUGCCUAUCAGCCGGUCAGCUUGGGCAAGCCAGGCAAGCUCAACAUGGCCAACCGCUUUCCCUUCGGCGGUCAGCAGGAGGACGCUUCUUCGACUUCGACGCCUGCUCCUCGUGUCGCCUCGGGUGGUACACCAGGGAAGCUCACAUGGAGCCAGCGACAGGCAGCUGCGCAGAAAGAGCGCGAAGAUGAGGAGGCACGUGUCAAGCAGCUUUCUUCUGGAAUGCGCACGACUAGCUUUGGCACUGGUGGAGCGGGUGCAGGCGCUGCUGCCGCCCCUAAGGCUCCUAGUGCUCCUGCUGCUCCGGUCGCCCCGGCUGCUCCAGCUGCUCCGCCCGCACCACCUGCGCCACCUGCACCUCCAGCAGCACCUGUGCAAGAAGAGGAAGACGAAGUGCCGGCCCCUCCGCCUGCGCCUCCAGCGCCUCCCGCUCCCCCCGUCGAAGAAGCUACUCAGCAGCUCGAGUCGACCCACAUCUCCGAUGCCGGUGCUGCGAAAGAAGCUGGCGGCAGCGGUGGCCUUCGAGGACGCGUCGAAUGGGCCUACGAGGCUGCCGAAGACAACGAGCUUACACUUGUCGAAGGCGCUGUCAUCUCAAACAUCGAACAGAUUGACGAGGGUUGGUGGUCUGGUGAGGACGAACAUGGUCAUGUAGGGCUCUUCCCAUCAGCCUAUGUGGCCAUCAUCGAGGAGGAUGGCGAGCAGGAAGCAGCAGCGCCUCCUCCAGCACCUCCAGCACCACCCGCACCACCCGCCGCUGUCGAGCCAGAGGAAGAAAACGAGAUCCCACCUCCUCCACCUUCCCCUCCUGCUCCGCCUGCAGCGGUCGCCGAGGAGCAAGAAGCACCUGCACCGCCCCCUCCUCCUCCCGCUCCACCAGCUCCUGCCACUUCAAGCGACCGCGGUCUUGUCUGCAUAGCCCUGUAUGACUUCGAGGCCUCGGAGGACAACGAGCUGUCGUUUGUCGAGGGUGACACCAUCAUCAACGUCGAUGACCAGAUCAGCGACGACUGGUGGAGCGGAACCAACGAGCGUACAGGCGCUACCGGGUUAUGGCCUUCGAACUAUUGUGAGCGAGCUUGA